Puccinia triticina is the source of this 1188-nucleotide messenger RNA. RefSeq lists its product as uncharacterized. The coding region runs from base 1 to 1188 and encodes 395 amino acids. The record is from RefSeq and is a predicted model, not a curated record. The transcript is spliced from 3 exons. Lineage: Eukaryota; Fungi; Basidiomycota; Pucciniomycetes; Pucciniales; Pucciniaceae.
AUGUCCUCCUCAUCCAUCGACCUUGGCAAGACGAUCCUCGCGAAGCUUGAGCAACUAUCGGCGAAAAAGCCAAACGCAGCUAAUCGUGCCCGCUCUGGCUCCAAAGCUGACCCAAAAAAGGAAUCGACUGGAUCAAAUGCUGCGCAGAAGCCGACACCUUCAUCCUCUGACAAACCACCAAAAAAAGACCGACGAAAGGAUAGGAAAGCGAAGCAGCUGGCAGCCGGAUCCUCAUCAGCCGUCCGACACGAGAAAUCGCCUGUUAAAUCAGCCAACCCUUGUCCAGACAUUCCCGCGCCGGAUCCGGGCACCACAUCAAAGCAAGAAGCGUCAGACGAAGCAUCCUCUGACAAACCACCCAAAAAAGACCGACGAAAGGAUAGGAAAGCGAAGCAGCUGGCAGCCUCAUCAGCCGUCCGCCAAGAGAAACCGCCUGUAAAAUCAGCCAACGCGUGUCCAGACAUUCCCGCGCCGGAUCCGGGCACCACAUCGAAGCAAGAAGCAUCAGACGAAGCGUUCUCUGACAAACCACCAAAGAAAGAUCGACGAAAGGAUAGGAAAGCGAAGCAGCUGGCAGCCGGAUCCUCAUCAGCCGUCCGCCAAGAGAAACUGCCUGUGAAAGAAGCCCACGCGUGUCCAGACAUUCCCGCGCCGGAUCCGGAAACCACAUCGAAGCAAGAAGCAUCAGACGAAGCAUCCUCUGACAAGCCACCAAAAAAAGACCGACGAAGGGAUAGGAAAGCGAAGCAGCUGGCAGCCGGAUCCUCAUCAGCCGUCCGCCAAGAGAAACCGCCUGUAAAAUCAGCCAACGCCGAUAUCGACGAUGAAGUCUUACUCGCUGAGAUCAAGAACUUGGGCGGAACGGCGGAGGACCUGGAUUUGUUGGAAGGCUCGCCGUGGAAACAAGCCGUGAUAGCAGAAGAGCACGUCGCCGAUGACGCACUGGUCGACGAUGUCAAGAGUUUCAUGCAAGGCUUGGAUUUCGAGGCAGCACUGAAAAGCAUGAACAGUGUCGCCAAAGAAAGCUCGCCCCGGCCUGCAAACUCAGAAGGCUCAACACACCACGAACAGGAUCCACCGUCACCCGCCCGCCAUCCAAAACGCAAAGCUACAUCAACUGAUUUAUCUUCAGAUCAUACCUCCAAUCAACCCAAAAAGAAAAAGAAAAACAGGAAGAGUCAGAAGUGA